AGAAGGUCGGUUCCUCAGGAGGCUGCAAGAGACGUAGAAGGUGAGCAUGUUUUUUGCUCGAGCUUCAAGAAGUUUUGAAGCGACUCCGAGGAUUCUCGGAGUGGCCAAGCACUAAAGUAUUUGGCACUGCCUGGCAAGUACAUGAGAUGGCAACAUGAUAGCUGCAUAUAGAGCUGAUUAAUCAUGAAGGUGGAGAUUGUUACGUUGGUGAUGAAGAAUCAGCUAUAUUGGAAGCUUAAACCAAGUCGAGGUUGAUAAUUGAGUUAUAUGGCGUUUGGAUUAACGACCUGUUAAUUAUAACUCAAUGGCUUACAGUUAUUACAACCGGUUAUCAGUUGUAACAAUCUUUGCCUAAUAUCAAAGCAAGGCUCGUGUGUUGUACACUAAGGAGGUUAAUGUUUUGCCUUGCCAGGCCCCAGGGACGUAGCCACAUCGGUGAACUCUGGGUCAUCAAAUAAACUAUGUAUUUAGGUUUGGUCAAGACGACCAGACUUGUUCAAGUUCGGCUAACUUACACAAGUCACACACAUAUGAACUGUGAGACUAGUUGACAAAGCCCAUUAGGUCAAGUGCUGAUAUAUCAAGAAGGAGAGGUUACGACAGAUGACCUAACACAAGACAAACACAAGGAAAACACAGAGGAGAGGCGCAGAAGAGUGGGAGCUUGAGAGAGCUCGAGACCAGAGUUUGGGUCAGACGAGAGAGAGAGCUAGAGAGAACUAGGUUCUCGGUAGGUUAGCUAGGCUCUUUCAUAUAUACUUGUAUUUCUAGGUGAUUUGUAACAGAGAUCAAGAGAGGUUGACAGGAACUGUAACCUCUGGAUAUUGUACUCUCGUGUUUGAUAUAAUGGAAGGUUGAGAUACCUAUUUCUCUCUCCGGUGAGUAUAGCUCCUUCUUUACAUCAAGGAAAGGAGGUGAACACUGGGUUAACAAAAGUGUCUUGUGUUCCUUCUUUUCUUGCUUGAUUCAUGUUCUGCGGACUUGAUUAGUGACUAGGUUUGCGAUAAGAACUACUGUAAGCUUCUAGGGAAACAAACAAAUCCUGAACAAGUGUAAUAAGAACUUUUGGAUUCUCCAACAAGUUUCUUGGGAUUUCCUCUACACCUUCAACUUUCUAGUUGAAGAUGGCUUCGGUAAGGAUUUAUCUUUUCAGGAUCUCUUAGGACAUGUGGUAGAUUAGAUUUGCCUUAUUAGGCAAUUCAACAGUGUUUUGAACUAAAGCUUGAGCGGACUCUGUUUUCCUUGAAGAUUCAGCUGGUGACGAUGACAAUACACACACUGUGUUUUGCUAUUAACUUAAAGAGUAUUAGAUCAUUGAAGAUGGACCAGAGGUGAAUGAGGUUCCAUUAUAUAUAAAGUUUCCCAUCUUUGGAAUGUUUGAGGUAGGAUUUGACUGAAUACUUCUAUCCCCGAUUUGGAAUAUAUUUUAAAAUUUCCUACUUUCUAGCACUAUAGUCUAUAGCAUAUGAUUCAAGUAGAGACUUACUUGUUGUAACUAACUCCGGUCGUGUAGAGAGUGCAAGAUCAUUGUAGAUGUUUGUGUCACUCUUUUGAAAGGAAGUAAUUAGGAGUAUGGAGAGGAAACCCUCCUUGAAAAUGAUGUAUUUCUUUUGUUUUACGUUUUCAGCAUAUUGUGUUGUGGCAAAAGAUGCUCUUAGCAAGCAAACAUGGAUCGCAUUUCUGGAGCGUGUGAAAGCUGAUUUCAAGAAAAGGUAUGGAGGUGGGAAAGCAAGUGCAGCUAUCGCCAAAAGUCUCAACAAGGAGUUCAUGCCGGUGAUGAAAGAACACAUGAAGUAUAUUGUUGACCAUGCAGAGGAGAUUGAAAAACUAAUAAAAGUCAAGGCUCAAGUUUCAGAAGUCAAAAGCAUAAUGUUGGAGAAUAUUGACAAGGCAAUUGACAGAGGGGAAAAUCUAACGGUUCUUAGUGACAAGACCGAGAAUCUACGCUCUCAGGCGCAGGAGUACAAGAAACAAGGGACACAAGUGAGGAGGAAACUGUGGUACCAGAACAUGAAGAUAAAACUGGUGGUUCUUGGGAUCUUGCUACUACAUGUUCUCAUAAUCUGGCUUUCGAUUUGUCACGGCUUCGACUGCACAGAUUAAAGACACAACAAAUCAGUCGGAGUGUAACGUUAGAGAGCCUUUGGCUGAAUGGGCAACAGAGAACAAAAGUCUUCUGUAGAGGGAUAAGAAAAAACAGAAGGAUAAAAAGACAAAACUGCGCCCACCGUGGGGCUCGAACCCACGACCACAAGGUUAAGAGCCUUGCGCUCUACCAACUGAGCUAGACGGGCUUGGUGACAGUGAUGUGUUAAAAUCCAAUAUAUAAAGCAAAACAGUUUCAUACUGCAGAAUUUCGACUACACUUCAGCCAAAGAAUAACGAAAAGCUAUGGUUCUAAAAUACAGUACGAUUUUUGUUAUUGAAUUUUGUAUUCAGAAGAUUAAGUGAAAACAUAACGAUUUCUAACAGCUUCCUUAGGCAGUAUUUGAGUUUAGCAGAUGUGGUAAUUUUCAGUGACUACAAUAUGCUUAUUGAAAAGUCAAAAACAUCUAGCAACAGUGUCCAUGGAACUGUUAUGCAAUCUUCUGGUUCAUCAUCGUGGUAUAAAAAGCAAGUUAAUUGAAAAAAGUUUGAUGCUUCUGAACAUUUUGAAUAAUGUGUUGGCUAUAAAAUCUAAAGCAAAAGAAGCACUUGCCAGCUUACAUGAUACUCACCAAACAGACAUAACAUCUGAAACAGAUAAAUAAAAAUCGAGACUUUCCAUAGAUCCAACACCAGGUUACAUAUCAUAAACCUCAAACAAAACUUAAAACAACAGUCAAAGCCAAGAUUCCCUAAAGACAAAGCCUUUUUUCAAAGCUCGUCUUCAUCUCUCAAAUACUCUCCAAUAUCAGCCUGAUGAAGCACAACGAUACCAUUCGGAUCCAACUUCCGACAAUCCUGCGUACUCUUCGCCGCAAUCCCAAACCCCAACGGAACA
This is a messenger RNA of Brassica rapa (field mustard), 2983 nucleotides long. RefSeq names its product vesicle-associated membrane protein 724. Gene Ontology annotation, biological process: vesicle-mediated transport. Gene Ontology annotation, cellular component: membrane. The record is from RefSeq and is a predicted model, not a curated record. NCBI's taxonomy places the organism in Eukaryota, Viridiplantae, Streptophyta, Magnoliopsida, Brassicales, Brassicaceae.